AUGUCUGUGUGCAGGUUCAUGCAGUGUGAGCGGCGCUGUGAUGAGGACGCCUGCUGCCGGGGAUUCGGAUUCGUCCGGGACACCUCAGCUAAAGACCUGCAGCCCGACCGGCUCCGCCUGGAGGAGCCAGGACUGCCGGCCGUCGGCCGCGAGGGCGGCGCCCGAACCCUUCGGCUGAAUUCCUCCGGGAUAAAUAUCCCCAAACCGCCCAAGCCUCCCGAUAAGCCCCUGAUGCCCUACAUGAGAUACAGCCGGAAGGUUUGGGAUCAAGUAAAAGCCUCCAAUCCUGAUCUGAAGCUAUGGGAAAUUGGGAAGAUAAUCGGUGGCAUGUGGAGGGACCUCACUGAUGAGGAGAAACAGGAUUAUUUGAAUGACUACGAAGCAGAGAAGAUCGAGUACAACGAGAGCCUGAAGGCCUACCACAACUCUCCGGCCUACCUGGCGUAUGUGAACGCCAAGAGCCGGGCCGAGGCCGCGCUGGAGGAGGAGAGCCGCCAGAGGCACGAGAUCCUGAGCGAGAGCGUGGUGCCGGACGUGCGCUCCGUGGUCACCACCGCCCGCAUGCAGGUCCUCAAGAGGCAGGUCCAGUCCCUCAUGAGGAAACUGGAGGCGGAGCUUCUGCAGAUCGAGGACCGCCACCAGGACAAGAAGAGGAAGUUCAUCGAGGCCACGGAGUCCUUCAACAACGAGCUGAAACGGGUCUCUCUCUCUCUCUUCCUGCCCUGCACCCGUAUGUGCUCCGUCUGA
Messenger RNA from Menidia menidia (Atlantic silverside), 747 nucleotides. Lineage: Eukaryota; Metazoa; Chordata; Actinopteri; Atheriniformes; Atherinopsidae. The record is from the annotation of a GenBank genome assembly.